AUGGACACUAUUUUGACAGCUGGAGAUGGGGGGAACGAGAGGGCAUGGAGGGACGAGGGGGAUUGGAGGGACGAAAGGGAGUGGAGGGGUGAAAGAGAUUGUAAGGACGAACUGAAGAAAGCGCGGAAAGCGUUGGCGGAGGCAAGGCGGCGGGAAGAGGAGCUGGAAGGAGUGGUGCGGGAGGGCGAGAGGGCGAUGGGGGAGCUGGACGAGUGGAUUGGGCGCAAGGUGGGAACGAUGUCGUCAGUAGUUGCCGUACUUCGAGAGGAGUGGCUCACGAGAGCCGUGAUGUCUCUGGAUGAGGGAACUCGCAAGCGCGCGCGCAUGGCGGAUGGUUCGUGCGCGCAUCCGAUGAUGAUGAUGAUGGAGAUUGAGAGAGGAGAACGAGGAGAUGAUGCAGAAGCAGUGGGAAGAGGAGAACGAGGAGGGGGGGAGGAAGAGGGGGUGAGGGACGAGGCGGAGGAAGAGGGGGUGAGGGACGAGGCGGAGGAAGAGGGGGUGAGGGACGAGGCGGAGGAAGAGGGGGUGAGGGACGAGGCGGAGGAAGAGGGGGUGAGGGACGAGGCGGAGGAAGAGGUGGUGAGGGACGAGGCGGAGGAAGAGGGGGUGAGGGACGAGGCGGAGGAAGAGGGGGUGAGGGACGAGGCGGAGGAAGAGGGGGUGAGGGACGAGGCGGAGGAAACGACCAAGGCAAUGGAUGAGACGAUGGGCGAUGGGCUCGAGGUUUCCGGGAAUGAGACUUGCAGGCAAGGGUUUGAGGGGAGGGCUGGGUUCACGCAAGUGGAAGGAGCAAGCGACGAGGCAGAGGAGAAUCACGACAACGAAGCAGAGGGAGAGGAAGGGCGGGUGACAGGGUCAGCAGAUCACGUGGCAAUGCAAGAAGCAGAGCAAGGGGCAGACCAAGGAGCAAAGCAGGGGGGAGGGCAAGAAGCAGAGCAGGGGGGAGGGCAAGAAGCAGAGCAAGGGACAGGGCAAGGAGCAGUGCAGGGGUUAGGGCAAGGAGCAGAGCAAGGGACAGGGCAAGGUGCAAAGCAGGGGGGAGGGCAAGAAGCAGAGCAAGGGACAGGGCAAGGUGCAAAGCAGGGGGGAGGGCAAGAAGCAGAGCAAGGGACAGGGCAGGAAGCAGAGCAGGGGGUAAGGCAAGAAGCAGAGCAGGGGGUAAGGCACGGAGCACAACAGGGUUUAUGGGAGGAGCGAGCAGCGGAUUCGAACAGGCAGUCAGUGAGGCAGCCGGUUGCAAGGGAGAGAGGCGUGAAAGAGGAGGUUCUUGACGAUCUUCCCAUCCUGCAGUGCCGGGAGCAAAGAAGUGGCGCGAGUGGAUUCGGGAGGAGCGGAGCCAGCAAUGCGGAGGUGAGGGCAAGGCUGCAGGGAAGGAUCAAUGCUAUACUGCAAUUCCGCCCCCACAGGCAGGGAAGAGUUACCCGGGAGAUCGACUGGGUGGUUUCGCAGCUCUCCUCCCAGGACCCCACGGCUACAGAGCUCACUCUCUGUAACCUCUCCCUCGCCUUGUACCUGCACCUCACGCCCCUCUGCUACGCGCACUGCCUGCCAUCCAUCACCACCCUCGACCUCCGCCGGGUCAACCCUGUCUCGCCGCUCGCCAUGAGGCACCUCCUCCGCCUGCCCUCCCUCACAGCCCUUCACUUCCACGAAACUUCCAUCCAUGCAGAUGCGCUGCCACUCUUGCAGUGCAUCCCUCGCCUCCACCGGCUCGUCGUAGCCUGCUUUGACCCCUUUGACCUGCUUCCCAACGUACCACCCAAGCGCCACGGCAGCCGGUCCCCUCUGUGUGAUACCAUCAGCAAUCUCCAGCCAUUUCAGCCGUUUCAGUGCUUGCGAGAGCUGCAUGUGAGCCGCGUGACUGACUCUAUUCUGCAGCAGGUGGGGGUGCUGACGAGCCUUGAGGCCUUGUCCUGCACGUGCAGCAAAGGGGUGAGUGCAAAGGGAUGGGUCCACCUCAGGGGACUGGUGAAGCUGAAGAGGCUGCUGCUGGCGCCGACAAUCAUCACCAGGCACCCGGGAUCCAACGACCACCACUUCGGCAACCCCUUCCACGGCCAACGCUUUGGGCCGAAGCUAGUUGGGCCAAAGCUAGACUUCUCGAGAUCUCGCCUGCCAGAGGUAAUCAGAACCUUCCAAAAGCCUCCCAAGAAAGGGGCUGCCUGCGCGAGUGAGGAUUUUGGCAACCGCAUCGACGGCAGCAUAUGGGAGGUGGUGGGUGGGCUAGCGGGCCUGCAGCACUUGGAGGUGCACGCAGCAGAGCCCAGCACAGCAGCACUGCGAUCCCUCUCCAACCUCAGGUGGCUCGAGUCCCUCUCCAACCUCAGGUGGCUCGAGUCCCUCCACAUCGCGGAUACGGCGCUUCAUGAUGCUGACCUAGUGUUCUUGACUCGCCUCCCCCUGCUCACCCACCUCAGCCUGCCUGCCUGCACGUUCGCAGCAGACCGGGCUGUGAGGUCGGUGAUCCAAGGCAUGGCGCAGCUGAAGGCGCUGGACCUGUCGGGAGCGGCCAUCAGCCACGGCGCUGCUGUGCAUCUGCGUGUGCUUGAGCGGCUGGAGCGGUUGAAGCUGCAGCAGUGCAGCGGCAUGAGCAAGGUGUUCGUGAAGCAUCUCAGCCGCAUUCCCUCGCUGAGGCAGUUGGACCUGGGCUGCAACAGCAUGCAGCACGCUUGGCUGCUGCCGAUUCUGAAAGGAAAGAAGGUGGCUCGCCUUGGGGUAGGUGGGUGCGGGUUCGUGGAACGAACAGUGCGUGGGAUCCAGCGGGCUUGGAUUGAGAUCGACUCCCACUGA
Molecule: messenger RNA, 2790 nt
Organism: Closterium sp. Naga37s-1
Lineage: Eukaryota; Viridiplantae; Streptophyta; Zygnematophyceae; Desmidiales; Closteriaceae
Source: the annotation of a GenBank genome assembly